AGAUAGAAAAUGGAUGCCGCCAUUUAACUUCUGCUAGUAAUUAAUGAGAAAUUAAACAUCAACUGCAUUCUUCAUUAAGCAUCAGCAUAGAUUUUAAAGCAGGUUGGAUCUGAGGAGCUAGCAGAAACCUGAUUGACAGUGUAGAUUUAAACAGCCCACCUGGACGCAGUGCGCAUGCUCGAAACAACAACGUGAACCCUGCUUCGCGUCUUUCAGGCAUGCAGCUCUAAGUAACCAUCAUGGAUAGGUAGUCUCACCCAGUUUGAUACCAGUUUUGUGGAGGACAGAAGGCCGUCAACACAUCCUCCUUUGCUCUUUUGGGGAUCCAGAAAGUUUCCAGCAUCAUGGCUGAGGAAGACUAUGGCACGUUUGUGGACUGGAACCAGAUGGGGGAUCUGGCGACGAGCAGCGGGCCCACCAAGGUGGACUGCAAAGAGCUGAAGGAGUUCAAACAGAUGGCUCGCCAAGGCUACUGGGCCAAGAACCACAAACUGCGGGCUCAGGUCUACCAGCAGCUCAUCAAGUCCAUUCCGUGCCGCACCGUUACGCCGGAUGCAGAGGUGUACCGUGACAUCAUAGGUGACGCCGCCGCGAAGAAGCCGUCGUCUCACAUCCCGCUGCCGGAGUUCGUGGACGGAAAUCCGGUGCCGCGGUACUGCUUGAAGGUGGACGCGGUGGCCUCGGCGCACCGGAUCAUCAACUGCGUGGCGGGGCAGUUCCCAGACAUCUCGCAUUGCCCCUCCCUCCCGGCGCUCACCGCGCUGCUCCUCCACUUCAGCAAAGACGAGGCGCAGUGUUUCGAACACGUCAGCCGCAUCCUGGCCUGCAACGAGCCGGGCAAACGGCUGCUGGACCAAACCUUCCUGGCCUACGAGUCCAGCUGCAUGACCUUCGGCGACCUGGCCAACAAGUACUGCACGGCUGCGCACAAACUGAUAGUCGGCACCGCCCAGGACGUGCUGGAGGUCUACGCCGACUGGCAGCGCUGGGUGCUGGGCGACCUGCCGUUCGGCCACAUGGUCCGGGUCCUGGAUGUGUAUCUGGUGGAGGGCUACAAGGUCCUCUACCGCGUUGCCAUCGCCUUGCUCAAGUUUUACCGCAAACACAAAACGGGAGGCCAAGCGGGACAGAACCAGCAGCUCGACUCGGGGAAAAUCCGGUCAGAUAUUCAGGCGUUCAUCAGAGGCAUCGGUUCCACCGUCACGCCGGAGAAACUGCUGGAAAAGUCCUUCUCCAUCCGCCUGAUCAACCGCAAGGAGAUUACGCUGCUGCAGCUCACCAACGAGAAGUCGCUGCAGCAGAAAGGAAUCACCGUCAAACAGAAGAGCAUUAGGCGGAACGUGCAGCUGGCUCUGAAUCCUGACACGUUUUCCUCAGAGGUCGUCAGCGCCAAGGAGAUGCACGACAUCUGGUCUUGGAUCCCGGAACGCUUCGCCCUCUGCCAGCCGGAGCUCCUCUUCACCACCUCCACCCACGGCUGCAGCCUCAGCAGGUUCUACUCUCACUGCGAAGGCCAUGAACCCACCCUGCUCCUGAUCCGAACCACCGAUGGAGAUGUGUGUGGAGCCUACCUGUCGUCAGACUGGGAGGACAGGAAACGUGGAGGCAACAAGCUGAGCUAUUUUGGCACUGGGGAGUGUUUCGUAUUCAGGCUGAAGCCUGAGAUGGAGCGCUACGAGUGGGUGGUGAUCCGCCACCCUGAGUUGGCGUCGGCCAUCCGGCCCGCGGAUCCGGAUGAUCCGGCCGCCGCCGACAGUCCGAGCGCAGACCAGAGCCUCCAGGAGCCUGACAAACCUCCUGGAGAACUGUCGCCGUUUCUGGCUGCGCGCCACUUCAACCUCAACUCCAAAAACACGUCGAUGUUCAUGGCUGGGAACUUCGACUCCAUCAUCGUGGGAGGCGGCGGCGAGAGCAACGCGCUGUUCAUCGACGCGGAGCUGAACCACGGCCACACCGGCCGCUGCACCACCUUCGACAACCCGCCGCUCUGCAAGGAGAGCUUCCAGAUUUCCCUGCUGGAGGUGUGGGGCUUCCAGGACGCCAUGGCCCACUGAUGAUGAUGUCAUCAGCUCGUAAUGUUCAUGUUUAAGUGUUAAAAACGCCACUCGAACAACUUCCAUCCAGCAGACUUCCUCCUGAUUUACCAUAUUUAUUUAAUUAUGCUGUUCAAAGUUUGACAUGUAAAGAUUCUAUAUUUUCUUUAUUUUUGUAUGUAUAUAUUAUUUUGAAAUAUCAUUAUUAUUAUCGUUAUUAUUUUGAAAGGAGAGCUUCCUGCUGUGGUUAAUUUGCCAGUGAACAAAACGGUCGAUAAAAAUGGAUGUUUCCAGCAGCUUUAGUGAGUCUUUAAUAUGUGAUCAACUCUAAAUAUGAUGAAGGUGUAGUCAUGUUGUUCCAUAACAGAUGUAAAAAAAAAAAAGCACUAAUAAAUUGAGCAAAUAUUUGUUGACUUGUUGCUGCUUUAACUAAAACCCUCCUUUCUUUUUUUCUUCCCCUCCCUUCCUCACUUUUAAUAUUCAAGAAUAUUUUCUGUUCUGGGGGGAAAAAACUACUUUUUUGGUGAAAUAUCUGCAGUUUCUGUCUUUUCUUUUUUUUUUUUUUUUUUUUUUUAGCUUUUCCUGCUUCUGGAAAACGGAUAUAAAAUGUGGACCUGAGGAAACGUUGAUGGAUUAACAUGUCUCACUUAUGGUUGUAUGAAUGUUAUACGUGUGAAAAUACAGUAUUGAAAACAG
This is a messenger RNA of Xiphophorus maculatus (southern platyfish), 2729 nucleotides long. It is a transcript of the gene tbc1d24, whose product is annotated as TBC1 domain family member 24. The transcript has 8 exons. Lineage: Eukaryota; Metazoa; Chordata; Actinopteri; Cyprinodontiformes; Poeciliidae. The record is from RefSeq and is a predicted model, not a curated record. The coding region runs from base 345 to 2054 and encodes 569 amino acids.